GCAGAAAAGAAUCUCUCUCCUAGUGAUAAAAAAGCAGAUAAACAGAAAAAUCUAACCCAAGCUCUAUUUGACUAUGUGGUAGAAGAAGCUGAAGCACCAGUUGCUUCAACAUCUGGGACUUCUGAAACUUCUAAGACGUCUAACCUACCUGAGCCAAAAAUCGUUAAGCGGUUUCAAAAGGACCAGCUCGAAACUAGCAAGCUUCCUGAACCUAUUGAGCUUAUAAGCGAUACAGAAUCAGAGAAGUCUGACUCCGAACCAGAGACAGGUGACAGUUCAAAACCUCAAAUACAGGCUUUUUUGUCAUCUCAAACAAUAGAAAUAGAUUCAAUGUUAGCUGAAAUUGAUGCAAU
This is a messenger RNA of Racocetra persica, 353 nucleotides long. NCBI's taxonomy places the organism in Eukaryota, Fungi, Glomeromycota, Glomeromycetes, Diversisporales, Gigasporaceae. The record is from the annotation of a GenBank genome assembly.